UAGUAAGCAUUUGGUAUAAGCUUAUCGACGUUGACCGAUCAAAACUCUCCGAUGGCGAUUAUCACCACCAAGGCUGCUUCCAAGGACAACCUACUCUCUGACUGGCAGCCUCAAGUGUUCCUCAGUUUCCGGGGGGCUGAUCUUCGCUACGGCUUCAUAGACCAUUUGAAGAAGGCCUUCAUGGCGAAUAAUAUCAGGUACUAUAUCGACGAAAUAGAGCCCCGGGGCGAAAAUCUUGGGAUCCUUUUCCAGAGGAUCAGGGAAUCGAGAAUCGCACUGGUGUUCUUCUCGAAUCGGUACCCAGAGUCAGAGUGGUGCUUGGACGAGCUGGUUGAAAUAAUGAAGAACAUGGAGAACGAUACACUCAGAGUCAUACCCAUCUUCUUCAAAGUGAAGCCUGAGGACGUGAGAGGGCAAAAGAAAGAGUUCGGUGUUGCGUUAUAUGGAGAAGGUCGCCGUAGGAGACCCAGAAUGCCGCAAUGGGAAGACGCUUUAGAGGCUAUUCCCUCAAACAUGGGUUUGGUAUUCCAGGAACAAAGUUCCGAAGCUGAUUUCCUCGCCAAGCUCAUCGAGCGUGUCAAGGAAGUGGAAGCUAUACUUAUAUCAGAAUACAGAGGAAGAGAAGGGUCCUCUUCCUCUGUACCUAUCAGACCCCUUACAUGUAUAGCAUCUCUUCCCCCUUACGAGCAACGACUUGAGCAAUUGGAAGAGAGGUUUGGUUUUGAUCCUGCCGUUACUCAAAUUUUUGGAAUUGUUGGAAUGACCGGGAUUGGUAAAACCAUUCUCGCACAAAAGCAUUUCGAUAAGUGGAAAAAGAGGUUAGCUAUAGACAAGAUGCUUCUCGGUAUUCAUGAGAGGUCGAAGAAUGAGGAAGGGUCGGAUUGGGUGAUUAAAGAUGAUGAUAAAAUCUUCAAAAGAAAAAGUUUCAUCUUUCUGGAUGAUGUGAGCGAGAAGACACAAAUACAGUCUCUACUCGAUAAUCUCCACCGGGUAAAGAAGGGAAGCAAGAUUGUGAUUACAACGCGCGACAAGUCAUGGAUCGGAGAAGUGGUCCACGAUACUUACGUGGUCCCCGGAUUGAACGAAAAGGAAGCAUUACAACUCUUUCACUACCAUGCCUUCCACAACCAAGACUACACUCCCACGCAGAACAUCACUAAGCUGUCCAAAAAGUUUGUGGAUUAUGCUGGAGGCAAUCCACUAGCCCUGGUGGAGUUAGGGAAGGAGCUUUGUGGUAAAAACGAGACUCUUUGGGAAACAAGAAUAGAAACACUGCCGCAUUGUUGCAACGAGAAUAUCAAAAGAGAGUUAAAAAUCAGUUAUGACAAACUGACUGAUCAACAAAAAGAUGCGUUUCUUGACAUUGCUUGUUUUUUUAGAUCAGAAGAUGAGGAUUGUUUAAAAAAUUUACUAGCUUCCGAAGUGUCGCAUGAGUCUGAUGAAGCUGCAGGGGUUAUUGGAGAUCUCGCCCACAAGUUCAUGAUAAGUGUCUCUGCUGGACAAAUCGAGAUGCCUGAUAUACUGUGUUCAUUGGGCAAAGAACUUGGUUUAUUUGCAUCUGCAGACAAUCUGAGAAAGAGCAGGCUGUGGGAUCAUAAUGCAGUAUCUAAAGCUUUGGCCGGUAAAGAGGAAAACGAAGAUAUUACUGUGAGAGGUAUCCUACUCGACGUGUCGAAACUAAAAGAAGAAAUAGCCAUAGCCACAAACAAGUUGACCUUGAUGCCGAACCUGCGAUAUCUCAAAAUCUUUGACUCUAGCUGUCCUCGGCAAUGUAAAGUUGUUGAAGCUGUUGAAUGCAAAGUAUACGUGCCCGAUGAACUUGAAUUGUGUUUGAAAAAUAUUCGAUAUUUCCACUGGCUGAAAUUUCCAUCGAUGGAACUUCCACCAGACUUCAACCCGGAGAAUCUUGUUGAUCUCAGGCUGCCAUACAGUAAGAUUGAACGAGUUUGGGAUGAUGUGAAGGAUACACCAAAUUUGAAGUGGGUUGAUUUAAGUCACUCGACAAAGUUGAUCGACCUGUCAGCUUUGUGGAAAGCUGAAUCUCUUGAAAGAUUAAAUCUUGAAGGUUGCACUAAUCUUGAACUAUUUCCAAAAGAUGAAGGAAAUAUGAAGAGUCUUGCUUUCUUGAAUCUCAGAGGAUGCACAAGUCUCUCGUUUCUUCCAGAGAUGGAGAAUUUUGACUGUCUUAAGACUCUCAUCCUCAGUGGCUGCACAAGCUUUGAAGACUUUCAGGUGAAAUCUAAAAAUCUUGAAUAUCUACAUUUAGAUGGCACCGAAAUCACGGACCUUCCCCAGACGAUCGUGGAGCUCCAAAGACUUAUCGUAUUGAAUCUAAAAGACUGCAAAAUGCUGGAUACUCUUCCAGAUUGUCUCGGCAAGCUGAAGGCUCUUGAAGAACUAAUACUCUCUGGCUGUUCAAGGCUUAGGAGUUUCCCUGAAAUUAAGGAUAACAUGGAAAAUCUUCAGAUUUUAUUGCUAGAUGGGACGAAAAUAAGGGACUUGCCAAAGAUAUUAUUACGCUGUGCUAACUCGGUAGACCAAAUGAAUCUCCAACGGUCACCCAGUAUGAGUGGCCUAUCCUUGUUGCGACGGCUAUGCUUAAGCAGAAAUGAAAUGAUCAUCAGCCUGCAAUCUAGUAUUAGUGAUCUCUAUCAUUUGAAAUGGAUCGACUUGAAGUAUUGCACGAAACUGCAAUCUAUUUCGAUGUUACCACCAAAUCUUCAAUGCUUAGAUGCGCAUGAUUGUACCUCACUUAAAACAGUAGCGAGUCCGCUAGCACGUCCUUUGGCAACAGAGCAAGUGCCCUCCUCAUUCAUUUUCACUAACUGUCAAAAACUAGAGCACGCCGCAAAGAAUGAAAUCACAUGCUAUGGUCACAAUAAGGGCCGGCUCCUGUCAAAAACAUUGAAUCGACACAAUAAGGGUCUUUGUUUUGAAGCUUUGGUUGCCACUUGCUUUCCUGGAAGUGAAGUUCCGGAUUGGUUUGGUCAUAAAUCUUCUGGAGCAGUUUUGGAGCCUGAGCUGCCUCGACAUUGGAGUGAAAAUGGUUUUGUUGGGAUAGCUCUAUGCGCUAUUGUCUCGUUUGAAGAACAAAAAAUUCGGAACAACAACCUCCAAGUGAAAUGCAUAUGUGACUUCAAUAAUGUAAGGACAUCCUCUAGCUACUUUAAUUCUCCCGUUGGAGGUUUAUCCGAGACAGGGAAUGAGCAUCGCACGAUCAAAUCUACUCAUGUGUUCAUUGGCUACACCAAUUGGUUGAAUAUCAAGAAAUGUCAAGAAGAUGAUGGUAAGAAGGGUUGUUUUCCUACUAAGGCUUCAAUUAAAUUUCAAGUGACAGAUGAUAUUGGUGAGGUUAAGAAUUGUGAGGUAUUGAAGUGCGGUUUUAGUUUAGUUUAUGAAACUGGUUCUUGGGAAGCAAACACAAGGAGAGAUGAUGUUGAACAAGGUGAAGUUGAGUCUCUUGAGAAGAAGAAGGUUUCUAAAAUUAUGAUGCCAAAACUGUGGUGCAACUACAAUGCGGGAUCAUAAAGUCAAUGGUGAGGAAAGCUGUAGCUCCACAAUGAGCUAGAUAGAUUCGUUUCUAUCUAUUUUUCUUCUUGUAGCAAAACUUUGAAAGGCGAUUGUUAAUGUCACUCAUUGGACAACAGUUUGUUUCUUGUUUCCCCAAUAAGAAAAACAUGAACGUCUUAAACAACUGAAUAUAAAAAUAUUUAUAUUUUA
Arabidopsis lyrata subsp. lyrata is the source of this 3720-nucleotide messenger RNA. RefSeq names its product inactive disease resistance protein RPS4. Gene Ontology annotation, molecular function: protein binding; ADP binding. NCBI's taxonomy places the organism in Eukaryota, Viridiplantae, Streptophyta, Magnoliopsida, Brassicales, Brassicaceae. Gene Ontology annotation, biological process: signal transduction; defense response. The record is from RefSeq and is a predicted model, not a curated record. The transcript has 5 exons. The coding region runs from base 52 to 3528 and encodes 1158 amino acids.